UUAUUGAUUUUUUGAAAACCGACUUGACGUUUUUUGCUGGAGCAAUUUUCCCCUUUAUCAUAUUCAAAUUUAAAAUUAACUUUAACGCGAUUAAAUAAACAUUCACUUCCACGCGACCGUACCAUGCUCAAUUAAAUAAUACUCGGACCGAAAGAGCGUUUUAUUCACACCAGGCCGAAACAAUAUCAGUGAAGAUGUGUGGAGGUUUUACUUGUUCGAAAAAUGCCCUAAUUGCACUUAAUGUGCUCUAUAUUGUGGUGGCUUUCAUACUUAUUGGGGUGGCUGUUUAUGGCAGGGCGGCCUCCUUGGUUACCAAUUUGCCCAUAAUCGGAGGCAUUUUGGCAUGUGGUGUCAUACUUAUUCUCAUUUCAGUUUUGGGGCUUAUGGGGGCGGUAAAGCAUCACCAAGUCAUGCUGUUUUUUUACAUGCUUAUCCUAUUUCUGCUCUUUUUAAUUCAAUUUUCUGUAGCCUGCGCCUGUUUGGGUGUAAACGAAUCCCAACAAGAACAACUUGCUGAGCAGGGUUGGAAUAGGGUCAAUAAUGCCACCAGAGCUGAUGUGCAGAACACAUUUACUUGCUGUGGUUUUGAUUCGGAUGUGGACAAGAUGGUCUUACCACCGUCAUGCGAAGAUGUUGUGAUGAGGUGUUGUACUGACUCAGCACACUUAAACUGUGUCUGCCCGGGCUGUUUGGACAAACUACAGAGUACAAUAAACUACGCCUUUAAAUUGUGCGGCUGGAUUGGACUAUUUUUCAGUUUCACUGAGUUUAUGGGGGUACUGUUGACGGUAAGGUACCGUAACCAGAAAGAUCCCAGAGCAAAUCCAAGUGCUUUCCUAUAGUACAGUUCUGGUACUCCAGAUGAAGGCAUUGAGGAAACUCAAUCUUAAAAGUGGAAUUAUUAAUAAAAAAAAAGUCUAUUUUUCCUAGUCAAAGACAUUACACAUAGAUUUUUCUAGUCGAUUUAUUGUAAGAACAAAUAUCGCCUAUUUAUCCUGCUUUUCCUACUAAUGCCAUAGCGAGUUGUUCUUGAUCUCAACCAGCAGUGUCGUAGAUGUAAAUUGUAUUAUGGCUAAAUCAUUCCAUACAAAUGAAAGACAUUUUUAUUGUAUAUGUUUUACUUAUUGUCUGUAACUUUUGUGCAUUAUUUUAGGUAAUUUUAUUUAUACAUAUUGUAUGUAGCUUUAGAUUGAAUGGUAGAUUUACCAAUAAACAAUAUACCAAUUAACAAAAA
Molecule: messenger RNA, 1234 nt
Organism: Anthonomus grandis grandis
Lineage: Eukaryota; Metazoa; Arthropoda; Insecta; Coleoptera; Curculionidae
Product: tetraspanin-31-B
Exons: 7
Coding region: 195-842 (215 amino acids)
Cellular component (GO): membrane
Source: RefSeq, a predicted model, not a curated record